CAUCGGAGUCUAUUUUGGCAACGGGGAUACGCAUGGAGACUCCAUCACCAUCUUUUACGCGCGGAGUCAGAUAAUGCGCGCAGGUACGGGGACGCACGAAAUCACGCUUCUACUCGUGGAGUGAACAUUCAGUCGUCUUUUUUUUUUACUGGUGGACUCAUGUGACAGAAGUGUAGGCGACGGUGUGACACAGACGCAAAGAGAAGCCUCUCACCCGGCGGUGGAUCAUUCGAGCUUAUUUUCUCGCGCACCUCGCGUCAGCAUGGACGUCUUAGCGGACCACAGCAUCUUUCAGGAACUUCAGCUUGUGCACGACACCGGCUACUUCUCUGCCAUGCCGUCUCUGGAGGAGAACUGGCAGCAGACUUGCCUAGAGCUGGAGCGCUACCUGCAGACAGAGCCCAAGCGCCUGUCAGAUCUUUUCGACCAAGACCUGGAUGGCAUCUUGACGCCUGCCUACAUGAAAGAGGACGGCGACGAAGAACUUGUAGAUGCCUUGCUCCCGGGCCUGCCCGAGCCCUCGAGCCCUCCUGCCAUGAUUGUUUGCCCACGGAAAAACUUUUCCUCGACCAGUUCACCAAAAAAAGAACACAAAUCCAAGAGUGGGGAAACUGUGGAGGGGCUGGAAGGUGUUCACCAGGCCCAGUUGAGCGCUGUCACUUCACUGACACCGCCGUCAUCACCGGAACUCAGCCGGCACCUUGUCAAACCCAGUCAGUCACUGACAGCUUCAGCUGACGGGACACUGACCCUUAAGCUGGUGGCUAGAAAGGUGGGACUGAGUGCUGCGCGUCUGGUGGCGGCGCACGCGCUCCCUGUCCGGAUGAAGGAUGAAGAGGAUGGGACAGCAUGUGGAAUCGGGGAGCUACCGGAGAACAAGAAAAGGAUCCACCGCUGUCAGUUCAAUGGCUGUAGGAAGGUGUACACCAAGAGCUCCCACUUGAAGGCACACCAGCGGACACACACAGGUGAGAAGCCGUACAAGUGCUCAUGGGAGGGUUGCGAGUGGCGAUUUGCCCGGAGCGACGAGCUGACUCGGCACUAUCGCAAACACACUGGCGCCAAACCUUUUAAGUGCAACCACUGUGACAGGUGUUUCUCACGGUCAGAUCACUUGGCGCUUCACAUGAAGAGACACAUUUGAAGAAAUGAGAAGGAGGUCAGCCAGAAUGGAGAGAGGGAAAGAAGACGGAAGUUAGCAGAGUAUAAACACCAUGGACUCCGGCGGGAAAAAAAUUGCUAACAGUGACGGACCCCACGAUGAGCCGCCGAUCAAUUACAGAAGCCGUCAUAUACCUUGACUCAAUCUUUGUUCCAAACACUGACAUGCCACCAAACACGCCACUCUGCGUUGUCACAUGGACAAUACAAAUGCUCGGCCAACCCUACUUCUGUGUCUCAAAUCCGAUGAAUUAUGGACUCCACAUGGCUUAAUUUCAGGUUUCCUUUUUCAAGUCAUCAUUCCUUGUGACAAGCUUCCGAAAUGUCAGGCCGGCUCAUGCGGAAGUGCCGCUAAACAUAACAUGGUACCCCUUUACACGCAGCAAGACAAGACGGAAACAGUGAUCAUUUAUCGUAGCAAAUGCCAAAUUGCAUGGAAAUGAGAUUAUGUGAAGGUGUGAACUCUGUUCAACCCUAGAUGUUUUAAGGAAAAAGGGUUUUCAAAAUGUCAUGCUACGUUCUCUCUCUCACGACAAAAACAAAGCAAAGCCAUGUGUCAGGGAGAAAUGCCUGGGAGGUUAAUGUAGAAAUCUGAUCAAGUUUCAUUUUCUAAAGUCAGCGUCUGGUCACACUACUGUAACAUUUGGAGUUUCCAACCUUAAACUGGGUGUACUGCGCAGAUGUACUGCGUUUGUCAAAAUCUGAUUUUAAGUCUACAGAGUCUGUAGCAUGUGAUUUGGCGCUUCCUCAUUUCUUAAAAGGUUUGGUCCAGCAGUCGCAGAAGGGUCGCCACAUUAUUUAUUUACUUGUUUUGCUGCUGCAAAGGGGUACCAACCUUCAAUCGAGUAAGUCUCGCCAGAUAUUAAGUCAUCUCCAACCCUGUCGAUGCUUUUCGUAUAUGGACACUGCAGGUGUCCUUUGUUCAAAGAUUGGAUUGUAGACGUGUUGAAGUUCACUCACAGAGCUGGCUUGUUCCAUAAACGUCAUCCAAUAAGGUUUUCCUCAGGACGGGGGUCGGCAAGAAGAAUGCCCGCUUAAACUUACCAUCUUUGCAGGAAAUAGCUGAAUCCUGAGGCCUGAGGGUUUGUUCUAUCAUGAACUGUUGACAUGAAUUGUUGCACAAUUGACUCUUUACAAACCAGUUUUGUAAAUAAAACGAAAAAGAAGAAAAAAAAUGCCCUAAUGUCUCAAAACUGGUGGACAAUUCAGGAGUCACCAAAAUUUGGCUUUUCCAAUGCUGAUGCAGCAUGUACAAGCCACGUGCACAAUCCAAGCAGCUCCUAGACUGCAAUAGCACAUCGCAACAAGAUGUAUUUAAAGGCUAUUUAUGUUUCUAAAUGAGAAAUAAUCUCCCUUUCAUGGAGUUGAAACAAGGAAACAGCCAAAAAAGUGUCGACUGUGGAUGCCUGAAAUGAUCUCUUGUGCAUUUGAGAGUGAUUGGCACCUCAAGUUAAGGGUUCUUUGUUCCAUGUCAGUCACCCACCCUUCCAAAUUAGCAGCUUGCAGACCUUUCCUUUCAGGGAGCAGCAUCAGGUCCAAGCUCUAUGCAUAUAUGCGGACAUUCCUGCUGACUUCCUGAACCCAUGGAUGCAGAUUUGUUCUACAUGGGAAAAUGCAUCGGAAGAAAAAUCCAAUCAAUUUUGCUGUUCUUUGAGCAAAUCAAUGUGAAUGUAUCUGUUGUUGGUGUGUAAAUGUUGCCAAGCCCGUAAAUAAGGAACUGAGUUGGUGACCAUACAGUCAGACUUGAGACAGCAGUUUUCUUUCAAUAUACAGUAGUUCAGCUCACAGUCACUGCUGGUGACCAAUGACAAGUUAGUCCACGUGGCACUGGUGGAGGAGCAGGCGUUCAACAAGGCGGAUUUCCACUGGCCGCCAAGAGGAGGAUAUGAGGAACAGCUCUGCUCUGUCAGCAAAGAGGACUGACCGUUGAUACACACACAUUUGUCCUCGGUGACCCGACCAUGUCCUCCUGGAACAAAGAAACAUGCUUGUAAGCCUGGGUUUUUGUCACAGCAGCUUGUAUACUAUUUUUUAUUUGUUCAUCCACAACAAACGCCUGCGUCACGCCGACGCUUCUCAUACCAAAAGAAGACGAUACCCAAGAAAUAAGACGAUCACAGGGUGUUCCUCAAGGUACAACACUUGAUCCACUUUUUUUCUAUCCUUCCCUUUCUUCCUGACUCUAAUGGAGAAGGAGUAAACAACAACAACGUCUGCAGAAUUCAGAUGUUUUGCCAAUGGGAGCAAACUGCUUGAUCGAUGCAAGAGUUGCAAAAAAUCUCGACACACUGUACAUAAAAAGUAAUGUCAUGUGGAAAUCCUUCUCUUAAAGAUAUAUCCAUGGUAAAUUCAUUAGAUACGUCUAAAAGCAGGGAAUUAGAUCGGAGGCAUGAGAAAUUGAGCUGGCAUCAAAAUUUCAACCCAGGAUAUUACUGAUGAGGCUUCAUGAAACUGUGUCCUUAUUUUCAGAGGCCGCCAGAUGGCGCUCUCUACUCUAAAAUCUUUGAAUUUAAACAACCAUUUCAAUGAAAUCUCACCUCCUAUUUUUAAAACAACAGCACCUGUCCUGAAAAUUAGAACACUUUCAGGAAGUUUCAGUUUCAGGAAGCCUCCUCAGCCCAUCACUACCAGAUAUACUAUAGAUUACUCCCACAUACCCAAAUGUGUGUUCACUUGUCUUUCCCAUGUUUUCCAUCCCUUUUAUUUUCUACUCCUUAUAGUCACAUGUUGCCCCAGUAUAGGCCAGAGCUGAGCUCCGAAAUGUGUUCUCAUAACUUUGUGACAACACUCCAUCAACCUUCCUGACCCUACUUUUCCACCAAUUCCCUCUUGAAGCCUUAUUAAAUACUCGCCACCUUUAUUCACCCAUUUUGUUUCAUUUUGUACCCCAGUUUGGUCCCUCAAGCAAUGGCUGAACACCAUUCUCAUGUUCACCAUGGCCCUGCAUUUGUACUGCCUCAUCUUCUUACAUGGCUGUAUAUCCCAAAUCUUCAUACUAGUAUACAAAGUCCCCAAACUGUAAACUCCAGAGUGACUCAUAUCACUCUGACAUGCUCAUGUGCCUUCUGCUCCUCAGCCAUUAUCCAGGAACUCCAAAAGCAUGCCAUCCAGUAGUGAUGGGCUGAUGAGGCUUCAUGAAACAGUGUCCUAAUAUUCAGAGCCCACCAGAUGGCGCUCUUGAAUUUAGAAAUGAUGUGAGGUUUCAUUGACUAUGUUGUUCAAGUCCAAGCAUUUUAUAUAAGAUAGCACCAUCUGGUGGCCUCUGAAAAUCAGGACACUGUUUCAUGAAGCCUCUUCAACUCAUCACUACCAUCCAGCGUAUUGAAAUCUACAGCAGCCGUGUCACAGUGCAAGUCUGUUUCUUCUCAACCAGUCCCAUGUGUGUUUCAAGGUUGAUCGGUCACUUACUGAGUGAGUAUCUUGAAGCGAGAAGGAUUUCCACAUGGUCCGCAGAUCAACUAGCACUGGAAACUGUGUCUACAGUCGGAGCAAGAUAUGGGGUCGCGACUGAGAAGAAUGAGAAGUGUGAAUGAGAACUGACUUUAACCAGGAGGUUAGAAUCGUAAAUGGCAGCUCUUCUUGUGUAUGUUUUAAUAUCCGGACAGGGCACUGACCACUUCCCUGCAGACUGGUUGUGAAUGUGCGUGUAACCGUGCAGCUCUGGAGUAUUUGGUUCAUAUUCUGGUUAGCCUACUGAGGAUUUCGUACUCUCAUCACUGAAUGUGUUCCGGUCUGUGGAGAGACUUUUGGCAGCAGAGAGAGGACAGCACAGUUUAAAUUUGUGGCAUGAAGAACAUGUUUUUUUUUUCCAUGCUGAGAGCUGGAAUAAAUCAGGAGUUCAAAUGUGACUUUUUUUGUUUGUUUGUUUUUUUCUGGUUGUCAUCCCAGAGGAUGUGGUUCACUUCUGUGUCAUUUUGAUGAAUGAUUGUCAAUUCUGCUGUGCCUGUACGUUCUUUGUCUGUUUUGUAUUUGCACUCUGACAGGUUUUUGUUGAAUUCCUUUAGGGGGGGGUUGCAUAUCUGAUGUUUUUCUGUCCGCUUGUACACUUCACAGGACUAAACACUGAACACAAAGUCUGUACAGUAGAUGUUUUAUACACUGAGACACACCUGAUGCACCUAGCGCUGUCAAGGAAAGAGACAACAUGCAUGUAAACACACCCCAAAUAUUCACACGCACACACAGGCAUAUGCACAAGAACAUGCACGCAAACCUGUAUUUCACCAGUACACUCGCUUCGCCUUCUUGUGUGUUUUUCACUGUUUUCUGCAGCUAGUUUUCCACUCUUGGCAGCAACGGAUGCUUGCAUUUGCUGUGCGUGACACCACCUCUGUUUCUGCCAGGUCUGACUUUGAAAUCAAACAAACCCUUUUUUUCUACCGGCUUGCCCUCACCGCUCUCCCCUCCCCCCGUUGCUCGCCACGUUUUCUCAGAUAUGAUCCCUUCAUCACCUCUGUCCAACUCUCUCCACCCUCCUCAUUGUCUGCGCGUCUGUCCUCCCCCCUGCUGUACAAAGUGUUUCAAAUUUAUCAUUUGUAUAUUAUGAUGUAUGGGUACGAUAAUGUUCUUUAUUAUGGGGAAAAAAAAAUGGAGAGAUUUAUUUUUGUUACCAGUUUGUUUCAUAAUUCCUUUUUUAAAUUGGUAUUGUAAUAUCUCUAUGCAAGGAACAGUUCGGUGAAUCGUUUUUAUUUAAGAAUGUAAUUAUGUGUAAUAAAUCGU
Synchiropus splendidus (mandarinfish) is the source of this 5880-nucleotide messenger RNA. It is a transcript of the gene klf7a, whose product is annotated as Kruppel-like factor 7a. The transcript is spliced from 4 exons. Lineage: Eukaryota; Metazoa; Chordata; Actinopteri; Syngnathiformes; Callionymidae. Gene Ontology annotation, molecular function: RNA polymerase II cis-regulatory region sequence-specific DNA binding; DNA-binding transcription factor activity, RNA polymerase II-specific. The record is from RefSeq and is a predicted model, not a curated record. Gene Ontology annotation, biological process: regulation of transcription by RNA polymerase II. The coding region runs from base 263 to 1144 and encodes 293 amino acids.